CUGUCUUGUUGCCAUUUCCCAACCUCUGCCUCUCCUCGUCCCCUUGCUGGCUUGCUCUGUCUCCUUCCUACCGCUCUCUCUUUCUCCACACAUCUCUCUCCCCGCAAUCCAAACCGCCUCGCCUCUCCUCCUCUGUCUCUUCUGGCGCUCGGAACGUUCAUAUCCUCCUGACCACGCCGCUCUACGCGCUUCUUCAAGUACCAGGUCUUUGAGAACUGGUUUCAAGGAGAUUAGGAAGACUGUCUUGGAGCAUGUAUAGGGCCAAGAGAGCUGCUUCACUUAAAGUGAAGCGCCGUGUUGGCAAGUAUGAGCUUGGGCGCGCAAUUGGGGAAGGAACAUUUGCAAAGGUCCGGAUUGCAAAGAACAUGGAAACUGAGGAGCACGUAGCUAUCAAGAUCAUUGACAAGGCAAAGGUUAAGAAGCACAAAUUGUUUGAACAGAUUAGGCGGGAAAUUUGCACGAUGAAAUUAAUACAACAUCCCAAUGUUGUCCGAUUGUAUGAGGUGAUGGGAAGUAGAACAAAGAUUUACAUUGUUCUGGAAUUUGUUAUGGGUGGAGAGCUCCACGAUAUCGUUGCUACAAGUGGAAGAUUGAAGGAGGAUGAAGCAUGCAGAUACUUUCAACAGCUGAUAAAUGCAGUAGAUUAUUGCCAUAGUAGGGGCGUAUACCACAGAGACUUAAAGCUAGAGAACCUGUUACUUGAUAUUGCUGGAAACCUCAAAAUUUCUGAUUUCGGUUUAAGUGCUAUAUCUGACCAAGUGAAGCAGAAUGAUGGACUGCUACAUACUAUAUGUGGAACACCUAACUAUGUUGCUCCAGAGGUUAUUGAUGACAAAGGCUAUGAUGGUGCCCUUGCAGACCUUUGGUCGUGUGGGGUGAUCCUAUUUGUGCUGCUUGCAGGAUAUCUGCCUUUUGAGGAUGACAACAUCGCAUCCCUUUAUAAAAAGAUCUCAGGAGCUCAGUUUACAUGUCCGUCUUGGUUUUCUGCUGGAGCUAAGAAGCUGAUCACCAGAAUUCUGGAUCCUAAUCCUUCAACUCGGAUUACGGUUCCUCAAGUACUAAAAGAUCCAUGGUUCAAAAAAGGCUACAAGCCACCUGCUUUCGACGAGAAAUGUCAAGCUAGUUUAGAUGAUGUUGACGCUGCUUUUGGAGACUCAGAGGAACUUCUUGUGACAGAGGAAAUGGAAGGGCAACCAGCUUCGAUGAAUGCAUUUGAAUUUAUUUCAAUGAACAAGGGGCUGAAUCUGGAUAAUUUUUUUGAAUCUGAUGAGAAGUACAAGCGGGAAACAAGAUUUGCAUCGCAAUGUCCUCCGAAAGAAAUUAUCAAUAGAAUAGAAGAAGCUGCUAAGCCACUUGGGUUCGAUAUCCAAAAGAAAAACUACAAGAUGCUAAUGGAGAACCCAAAAGCAGGAAGAAAAGGAAAUUUAAAUGUCGCCACUGAGGUUUUCCAAGUCGCCCCAUCCCUGCAUGUGGUUGAGCUGAAGAAGGCAAAGGGAGAUACUCUGGAGUUUCAAAAUUUCUACAGAACUCUGUCCACGGAGCUGAAGGACGUGGUUUGGGUGUGCAAUGAUGAAGACAGAACCUCCACACCAUGAAGCAGUCGCAGACGUUCAGAGCUUACAGAACUUGGUUUUCCCUGUACAUAGCUCGCUUGUUACAAAAGAUAAAUUUGAUGCCUAAUGUAGUAAUGUACAUAUAGGCUUCGCCUGAAAAAGGCAGCUGAAGGUUUUGAUGAAUGAAGAGGUAGAUGAAGCAUAGGUCAGAAGGUUGGUUGUUCCUGUAGUGAAACACUGACAUGGUGUUCGGCUAUUCAUAUUCGUUUGUUCAAAUUUC
Molecule: messenger RNA, 1833 nt
Organism: Setaria italica (foxtail millet)
Lineage: Eukaryota; Viridiplantae; Streptophyta; Magnoliopsida; Poales; Poaceae
Product: CBL-interacting protein kinase 31
Exons: 15
Coding region: 252-1595 (447 amino acids)
Biological process (GO): signal transduction; protein phosphorylation
Molecular function (GO): protein kinase activity; ATP binding
Source: RefSeq, a predicted model, not a curated record